GCGCCGGGCCCCGCCCCCAGCCGCCCGCCAACGGUCGCGGCGCGAGGCGGGCCGUUAGCGGCCGUUACCGCCCCGCUGACGCGGCUCGGCGCGGCUCCCUCAGCGCCAGGACGGCAUGUUCGUCCCGUGCGAGGGCGGCGGCCCCGACCUCCAGGGCUUUACGCUGCUCAUGCCAGCAGUGUCAGUGGGAAAUGUUGGUCAACUGGCAAUAGAUCUGGUGAUUUCCACGCUUCGCAUGACUAAAAUUGGUUACUUCUACACGGACUGCCUGGUGCCAAUGGUUGGGAACAAUCCGUAUGCAACAUCAAAUGAAAAUUCGGUGGAGCUGAGUAUAAAUGCUGAAGUGUAUUCAUUACCUUCGAAGAAACUUGUAGUUCUGCAAAUCAGAUCUCCUUUCAUAAAGAACAAAUACAGGCCGUUCUGCCAAGCGCUGCUUUCUUGGGUGGAAAGCAGCAAAUGUGCCAGAGUCAUUCUUCUGUCCAGCAGCCACGCGUACCAGCGCGAUGAUGAGCAACUUCUUGGAACACCACUGCGCUACCUGCUUACGCCAGCUCUUGAGAAAGCAGUUGGAGGCCAUAUGCAGGAGCUAAAGUGGAAAGAAAUGGAAAAAAUAGCAGCUUACCCUGGAAUAAAUGAUGCGGAAAAAGUUCUGCAUGUUCCUGGAGGUGGCAUCACAAAAUUACUGUUUACUGAGAGUUGUUCAAAAGGAAUCCAAAUGGCAGUUCUUCUGAAAUUCUGCUCGGAAGGGGACAAUAUCCCUGAUGCAUUUGCUCUUGUUAACUAUCUUAAUGAAUGGCUCCAGCUAAUUAAAAGCAAAGGAAGCUAUUCCACAGAUAUUUCUCCAGAACAGGAAAUACCAGAUACUUCUUCACAAUGGAAAAUACCCAGUUCUUGGCGCUUACUUUUUGGCAACGGUCUUCCACCUGCACUCUUCUGAUCCAUUUUGAGUUCUUCUCCAGCAGCCUCCUCGCUUCUUUCUGCACCCGGGUUUCACAGCAGCCAAGAACCACGGCCGCGCACAGAGCCAGCAGACGGGAGGCGCCUGCAGGAACCCCCUGAGCCAGCCCUCAACAAAAGCCACCCGACACGGCCCCGCUUUCGGGACCACUCGCUCUUUGCCCCCUGUGCAUGCUCCUGAAGCUAAGCCUAAAACCAAACGCAGGCAGCUCAGCUGAGGGAAGCCAUCUGAGAAACUUCAAGAACAUUUUGAGAACAGAGUCCACCGUGGAGAAGGGCCAAGGUACAUUCAGCGGUCAGCGCACCACGCAGUAAGACAAAUGAGUUGUGCAGUUGAUAGCUAUCUGAGAGAGCAGUGGGUUAUGAUGAAGCACACAUGCAUGUUCCCACUAGUCGUACACAUUAUGCUCACUUGCAAUCCAAAGAUAGCAAAAAUAAUGAAAACAUAAAUCUUAAGCUUAAAUUGAAAGCCCUGAAUUGCUGAAAGCUGUAUCCAAAGAUGUGUCAAGUGAUAAGGACAGGCCCCAUGCCUGUAUUCAGCAGCGCUGGGGUUUACACUGCAGUGGCUUUGGCCAGACCUUGACCUUUCAUUGUAGGUACUCCUGAUCUGACAGCCACAGCAACUUGAAAAUGAAAGCUUAAUCAAAUUGGGAUAGUGUUUUCUCCUCCAACACGGACUCUGAACUAUGCUAAUCACUUAAAUUAAGGUAUUCAGACAAAAGAGACUUGAUUCAGACCAUUUCACAAUGGUGCCAAGGCUUUUAGCUUAAAUAACAGCAUAAAAGUACCCACGCCCCUUUCAGCUUCACAUUGAAGAUAAACACAACUCUGAACACACCUGCUUUCACGUAUCAGCCUCAAAACCAAGUUUUGUUACGAUUUCAGGUUACACCUUGUAGCAGAAAUACUGUCCCCAAUGCCCACGUGUUCCAUGUGUUUUUCUCCUCCCUAUUUUCUGUGGCUUUAUGGUUUGUCCAAAAAUCCUGUUACAAAAAUAUGCAAAGUACAAAUUACAUAUAAAACCUCGCCACGCACUAGUUUAGACAUUCAUAUGUAAUAACAUGCAGCUUUUCAGUGAACUAUGAGGACUCGAGUGAGCACUGAAGUUAACCCUGUUACGGAAGGUACAGGGCUCAAAAGGCUGUUGGGGCCAUUACACUGACUCCUCCAGCCAGCAAUCUGUUCACCCCUCUCCCAAUGGUGCUGUUCAGAACGUGAGGGAGAGCACCGACAGACUGGGGAUGUGAAGCAAAACAUUACACAUACAACACACCGAUGGCACAAUCCAAAACCCAUUUAAUUAAAGACUCCAUUGACUGUGUGCUUUGCACCUUGCCCUCAGCACCAUUAAUUGGGUAUGCCGGGGGUAGCGAGGCUCCAGGCUUCCCAGCUUCCCUUCCACUAAAGGACGAACAACAAAACGCUUUCCCUCCCAGAGUUAUUCUGAACAUUUUGUGUAUAUUUUAUAGCAAACAUCAGGAUUACCAAAUCAACUGGUCAGAUUAAUAAAACAAUAUUCUUAGUGGUGUAUUACAAAAGAAAUGUGCAAGUGCUCCUCCCAGCUGAAACUACAACAGUUAGCAUUGGAAUAAUUAAAAAUAUUUGCAUAAAGCCCAUUCUAAUCAGAAUAUAAUCAGAAUAUUUCACAAUUUUCCAGUUAAGACAGGGUAUCAGAAAACCUUAAGGUGAAACAUUUCUGCUUGCUCAAAACAGGCUUUUAACAGUUUCUUCCUAACAUAAUGCGCACACAACAGCAUGUUGUCGAUUUAAAAAAAUAUUUAAUGCUGCCAAAAACGUAUAAAAAUACAAUAAGUAUGGCAGUACAAAACAAAAUAUUUCCUAAUUUAUUUCUUUUACAUCUUUCUACAUUAAUACAGGCAUUAUAAAAACACAAGACAGCAAAUUAUUUUGUUUUGCAAAGUAGCAUGCUGGUGGUGUUCUUCAUCCCCUCGCUGUAGUUUACGCUGUAAACAGAUAACUGAGGUCUUCUUGGAACUUAACAGACCUCACUUUUGUUCCCGAAGAGGGGCUCAUGUCUCGCUUUGCAUGUCAAUAAUUUGCAGUUUAUAGCUGCAGAAUAUUCACAAGUCGCGAAGGCUUAGGUGUCAGUCAGUCUCGGCCUACGACAUACAACGCAAAAGAAAGUCACGGAUUCAGUACACAGUACGAGGAAAAAGAAAUAAGAAGAGACAACGGGUCGGCAGCUCACUAUAAAACACCAAACAGCUUCUCAUGCACUCAACUGAUUACUCUUUGUCUGUGGCAAGCACUCUUGGAAAGCCGUCGCCUUUCCAGAAGGGGUUUCCACAUUGCAGCGUACAGCACGCACUUGCUGGAGAGCUUCCAGUAUAGGUCAGUCCAGCAAGCCACUUACUCAUGCGUUCGACCACAAACACUGAGGAGUCUUCUUUGACCUUAGUGGGACUACGGAAGGCCGCAUCUCAACAGACUAUCAUCACCUGUCACAGCUUUGUAGGCCGCUCCCGGCACAGAGGCAUGGAAAUCAGUUUCUAGGCAAAGUUUGCCCGUACUGAGGAAGACGUUCCGACAUUAGACAUUUGGUUCUUAACAAAGGUAGGGCUAUGCGCCGAGGAACACACAAAAACCGUGGUAUUUACAGCACUAAAGCACCCUGAGUGCGACAGGUAAAAUGCUUCUAAGCUCUGCAAACACUGCAUUGAUUUAUACGGCAGGUUUCUUUGUUAAUUUAGAACACAGUAGAAUUUUCUCCCAAGUAUUUAUCCAAUUUAAAUAAAGACUCAGACAGAGGUAC
This is a messenger RNA of Cygnus atratus (black swan), 3730 nucleotides long. RefSeq names its product proteasome assembly chaperone 2 (gene PSMG2). The record is from RefSeq and is a predicted model, not a curated record. The transcript is spliced from 8 exons. NCBI's taxonomy places the organism in Eukaryota, Metazoa, Chordata, Aves, Anseriformes, Anatidae. The coding region runs from base 116 to 937 and encodes 273 amino acids. Gene Ontology annotation, cellular component: nucleus; cytosol. Gene Ontology annotation, biological process: proteasome assembly.